Molecule: messenger RNA, 606 nt
Organism: Adineta steineri
Lineage: Eukaryota; Metazoa; Rotifera; Eurotatoria; Adinetida; Adinetidae
Source: the annotation of a GenBank genome assembly
AUGACCGAAAAGAAAUCGGCGACUGUGAAUAAUUCUAUUACUCAAUCUAAACCAAUUGCAGUGAAACAGGAAGCACCAAUUCUAAUUUGGUAUAAUAAAAAUAAUGAUGAAAAAAAAUCAAGAAGUUCAUCUGCUACAGAUAUACUUUCUCGUACUCAUUCAUUAAAACAAAUUGAUACAAUUUUUAUUCAUUGUCAAUCAUCACGAGAACAACAAAGAUGUCAAUAUCUUCUUGAACAUUAUUCAAAAAUAUUUGAUUUAUUCUUAGAUCGACAACUCUUACUUGAUACUAUUCAAGAAAAUGUUAUUCUCUAUCAACAUCAAUCAGGCAAUGAAUAUCUUCGUUCAGCUGAACGUUAUAAACAACAAAAUCAGUUAAAUCAUGCACUUAAAUAUACUCAUAAAGCAUUGGAUAUUUAUCGAAAAACACUUCCCAAUCAAAAUCAUCCAUUAAUCGCUAGAUGUUUAAAUAAUCUUGGUACAAUUUAUGAUGCACAAGGAGAUGUUAAUCGAUCAUUUGAAUAUUAUGAACAAGCUGUUAAAAUGUAUAGAAAUAUAUCGCCGGCUUUAUCAAAACAAUCAGUGCCAAAUUUAUUAAAAAAAUAA